Messenger RNA from Aspergillus aculeatus ATCC 16872, 1509 nucleotides. Its product is annotated as putative zinc-containing alcohol dehydrogenase. Gene Ontology annotation, molecular function: zinc ion binding; oxidoreductase activity. Lineage: Eukaryota; Fungi; Ascomycota; Eurotiomycetes; Eurotiales; Aspergillaceae. The transcript has 3 exons. The coding region runs from base 27 to 1100 and encodes 357 amino acids. The record is from RefSeq and is a predicted model, not a curated record.
CACAUCCCAAAGAACUGCCUCGCACCAUGGGGUCCAUCCUCACUAUGAAAGCGGUUGUUUACAAUGGUCCUCACCGUCUCGCCAUUGAAGAGCGUCCAAAGCCUUCAAUUGAAGAGCCCACAGAUGCCAUUGUGAAGGUUACUUAUACCACCAUUUGCGGCACAGAUCUCCACCUCCUCCAAAAUGACAUCCCAUGCAAACCAGGCUGUAUCCUAGGCCAUGAGGGCGUCGGAAUUGUCGACUCGGUCGGACCAAGCGUGACCAACCUCCGAGUCGGUCAGACUGUCCUGAUCUCCUGUAUUACCUCUUGCGGCCACUGUCGGUUCUGUCGAAAGGGGAUGUCCUCCCAAUGCACGUCUGGGGGGUGGGUUUUGGGCAACCAGAUCGAUGGUACGCAGGCAGAAUACGUCCGGAUUCCGCAUGCCGCUUUCUCUCUCCACCAGCUUCCUCAGGAUAUCGAUCCCAAGGCAUACGUGAUGUUGUCGGAUGUGUUUCCUACUGCAUUUGAAUGCGGUAUAAUGAACGGCGACAUCAAGCCGGGCGCACGAGUCGCCAUUCUUGGCGCAGGACCCAUUGCGCUGACGGCACUGAUGAUCCUAAAACGAGGCUAUGGGCUGCCUCGGCAGGUGGUCAUCAUUAGUAGGGGCGAGUAUCGACUGGAGCGGGCGAAAGAACUGGGCGCCGAUCAUGUCCUCACCACCCUGGACGGUCGGGAAAAGGCCCUCGAGGCCUGCCGGAGGUUGACGGAUGGAGAGUUGUUCGAUGUAGUGAUCGAAGCCGCUGGAGCCAAAGAGACAUUUGAUCUCUCGCAGUAUCUGGUCGCACCGGGUGGCACUAUUGCGUCGCUUGGAGUGCAUGGCAGCAGUUGUGCCUUCCAUCUGGAGCACUUGUGGCAUCGCAAUAUUUGCUUACGAACCAGCCUCGUGGACACGAGUACCACGCCCGAAUUACUUAAGAUGGUCCAGGCUGGAAUACUGACUCCGGACGCAUUCCUCUCCCACACAUUUGCACUCGACGAAAUCGAGCAAGCAUAUGAGGUAUUUCGGGCGGCUUCGACACACCGCAGUAUGAAGGUUCUACUGACAUUGAGCCACGCUUGAUCAAUAACCAUUGCCCAUCUCAGCUGCACGAAUCUGAUGAGCUAGAUUCCUUGCAUAGAAUGUCCAAGCUACGUGCAACUGCUUAUUACUCACUCUCGUUCAGCGCUUCUUCAUGCUAAACAUCCAUUGGUCACCGCUAUAAUGGGCUUGUAAUACCAUAGUGAUCCAUCAUGCAUGCCUCUCAUAAGAUACUAAUCACUGCCGUUCCAUAUACAACCUCCCUCGCUACUCUUCCUUCUUCUCACCGUUCUCGUUGACACUUGCCAUUACUCCCUCAUCGCCCUCCCUCCAAAGAACCCUCAAGGUCCACUCCUUGACCCUCCACACCUCGGCAUCUCCCUCUUCCCUGACCACAUCGACAAAAUAGAACCCUCCCGCCAAAAGCCCCUUGGAAGAAGCAUCGAGUCCC